Cottoperca gobio is the source of this 4464-nucleotide messenger RNA. It is a transcript of the gene ankrd13b, whose product is annotated as ankyrin repeat domain 13B. Gene Ontology annotation, molecular function: protein binding. Bases 305 to 2245 code for a protein of 646 amino acids. Gene Ontology annotation, cellular component: cytoplasm. The transcript is spliced from 15 exons. The record is from RefSeq and is a predicted model, not a curated record. NCBI's taxonomy places the organism in Eukaryota, Metazoa, Chordata, Actinopteri, Perciformes, Bovichtidae.
UAUAUGUGUUAGAGUAGGCAGGGGAGAAAGAGAGAGGGAGGCAAGAGGGGGAUGAACGGGUUGUUAAGAAAUAAAGGUGUAGCCUAAUCUACGGAGACAAUCAAACGAGGGGGUUAGUUCUAUAAAUGAUUUUCACAGGGCUUUGCUGUGCAAGCAGAGAAUCAUCCACUGUUUCUGACGCGUAAGGCUGCCGUUGGGCAUCACCGCCGAUAAAGGAUGAUAUGUUUUAUUAUAUAGCGUAAAUUAAUAACAAAGUAUCCUUACAAUCCACAAGAAAGAGGAAGAGGUAAACUAUGAUCCGAGGAUGAUUUCUGCAAAGAAAACUCCGGAGAAGAGUCGUUAUCCUAUCCACUAUUUGGUGUGGCACAACAAACACCGACAGCUGGAGAAAGAGCUGGCAACGAACGAGCAGACUGAUUUAGAGUCUCUGGACCCUCGCGGUCGGACUCCUCUCCACCUGGCCGUCACGCUGGGCCACCUGGACUGUGCCAGGUUCCUGCUGCAGCACGGAGCUGACGUUAGCAAGGAGAACCGCAACGGAUGGACCGUUCUUCAGGAGGCGGUGAGCACAAGAGAUCCGGAGUUGGUGCGUCUCGUGCUUCGUUACCGUGACUACCAAAGGACUGCCAAGAGACUGGCGGGCAUCCCCGUCCUGCUGGAGCAACUGCGUCAAGCCCAGGACUUCUACGUGGAGAUGAAAUGGGAGUUUACCAGCUGGGUGCCUCUGGUGUCUCGUAUCUGCCCCAGCGACACCUACAGAGUUUGGAAGAGUGGUCAUUGUCUCCGUGUUGACACAACUCUGAUGGGUUUCGAACAGAUGACCUGGCAGAGAGGAAACCGGAGCUUCAUUUUCAGAGGACAAGACUCCAGCGCAGAGGUGAUGGAGGUCGACCAUGACAGGCAACUGGUAUUCUGUGAGACUUUGUGCGUCUCGUCUCUUGCGUCGCUCUCACCCGGCCGUGGAAAUGUCGCCGCCUCCAGCAGCAACGGAGCCGGCUUGGGCCUUCUCGGGGCGAUGCAGCCCAGCGAUGAGCAGGUAGCAGCCAGGCUGUCUGCCCCUGUGGUGACCACUCAGCUGGACACCCGCAACAUCGCCUUUGAGAGGAACAAGACGGGUAUCCUGGGUUGGAGGAGCGAGAAGACUGAGACGGUGAAUGGAUAUGAAGCCAAGGUGUACGCAGCGUCCAAUGUGGAGCUGAUCACCAGGACCAGAACUGACCAUCUGUCAGACCAGAACAAGAACAAGACAAAAGGUGGGAAGACUCCACUGCAGAACUUCCUUGGGAUUGCUGAGCAACACAUGGGGCCUAACAACGGGGCCUUGGUGACCCAGAUGUCGAGUCCUGCAAAGACCAACCCCGAAGCGCUGACGGCCGAGGAAUACUUCAACCCCAACUCUUCACUGACUCAGAGGGACAUCGGCCACCCGUGCCAGCUCACCACCAAGACCCAAAGGUUUAAAGCCAAGUUGUGGUUGUGUGAGUCCCAUCCUCUGUCCCUGGCAGAACAAGUGGUGCCUAUCAUCGAUCUCAUGGCGAUCUCGAACGCCCUGUUUGCUAAGCUGCGUGACUUCAUCACUCUGCGUUUGCCGCCUGGCUUCCCUGUUAAGAUCGAGAUCCCCCUCUACCACAUUCUGAACGCCAGGAUCACAUUCAGCAACCUGAACGGCUGCGAGGAGGGGACGGGCGGCCGUGUGGACAACGAAGUGGGGGUGGAAGGGGAUGGACAGAGGGACACCCCGAGGAUAGACACCCCGUCUCCAGGCAGUGACUCCUCCAGCGUCUCCAGCUCCAGCUCCACCAUGUCAUGUCGAGCCGGAGAGAUUCCCUCAUGUGUGUUUGAGCCCCCGCCUGGAUACUCCAUGCUAGGGGGUAAACAGAGAGACAGCAUGAGGGAUGAGGAGGAGGACCUGCUGCAGUUCGCCAUACAGCAGAGUCUGCUGGAGGCUGGCUCCGAAUACGAUCAGGUGACCAUCUGGGAGGCGCUGACCAAUAGCAAGCCAGGAUCACACACCCUGUCCUGUGACCCAAGUCGUCUGGAGAGGACCCCCCAGCACAAGCCCCGCGCCCCCUCCAGCCACUGCUCCACCCCCUCCAAGAAGCAGCCAACCACCUGCAGCUACAAUGAGCAGCUGCGUAUCGCCAUGGAGAUCUCAGCUCGGGAGCAAGAAGAGGCGGAGAUUCGGCGGCGGCGCGAAGAGGCGGAGCUGCAGCACAUCAUUCAGCUGUCACUCAUGGAGAAAUGAGAGCUGAGUGGCCCAGCAGGGGUCUGAGGGGAGGGGUCUGGACCAAGAACACAUGGUAGAGAAAGGACAGGCUUCUUAAAAACAUAAAGAGAUCAUGCACCUUGUAUGUGGAUGUACCAUCAGUGUUGAAGGUGAAUGUAGUCAAUUAGCAAUGAAUUCCCCAGUGUGCGCUUUAUUGACCGAGAGAGCUGAGUUGCCUACAUAUACCAGGAUGCAUUGCGUCUGAGGCCCAGGGUCCCCGCCGGCUAUACUCAUACUCUUGCACAGCUAAUGCAGCCGCAGCCUCUCUCCGCUGCCCUUCUUCGGCCGUAAACUCUGGCUCGAAUAAAUACUGGUGAAUAUCAGAAUCAGCCAAAGCCCUUCCAAAGCACAUCCUCUGCACUCGUGUUUUGGGAUGCCAUAUUCCCUGCCAGAAACGUAGCUAGUUUACAAAACAAGCGAAGAGCACAAGGAAGUUCUGUUUUUGAGCGACACAGAGAAAUACAAACUGAAGUAGCCUGUAGUUCUUCCUCGCAUCCAACUACGUCACUGUGAAAUGAUGACGCUGGAUGCAGGAAGUCCACAGAUUUUGCAGCUUUCUUGGCCGUAUAGCAUGCACUGAAGAAUGUAUUGUUCCAAUCGCCUACGUUAACCAUCAACACUGAUUGGACAUCCGCAUAAAAGGUGGCUAAAAAUAAACGCCAAAAUCAUCUUUGUGGUUUCAUAUGAUCAAAUGGCCUCUUCCUUUUCCUCCCAUCCCCUUCGCCAGACAUUUCCCACGAAGCCAUACGGUGAUGCAGCUGUCCGGCCUCAGACAGCCAGAGUAGGACGUCAGUUUCCUCUUUCUGGUGCCACAUGGUACUUUUUUUGACCAGUGCCAGUUUACAACCAACAACACAUCCAAUACAACAAGUUCAGUGGAAUGCCUUUUUGGAUGAGUGACUUCUGUCUGUUUGCAGGGAUGCGUGCAUCUGUGUGUGUGUGUGUGUGUGUGUGUGUGUGUGUGUGUGUGUGUGUGUGUUUCCAAACCAGCUCUCUGCACAGGGGUCAGCAGAUCACCUUCUUACCUGAAAACGUAUCGUGUUAGGCCAACGCUCAGCUCCAGCACUAACACACACGCUCACUGAGUCCUCUUGCCACUGAGUUGUGUGCUUACGAACCAGAACCAGUGGUGGCUUCCUCAGUUUUUAAUGAAAACAUUUAAAAAACAAACUGCUACAUGUUUCUUUUUGUAGUUUAUUUCACACAAUGUACUGUAUUUAGCUUGUGGGCGGAUCACAUAUAUGACUGUUAAUGGAUGUAGAUGACGAGUUUGAGCACAAACUAAACCUAGGCCAGUUCUAGCUUUAGCCUGACGUUAGACAGCAGGAGCACAGAUACGAUGAGACUACCAGAUGAACACUUGGUGUACUAACUAACCUGUUUGUAAAUGUGAAUGAGUUUGUCGCUGGCCGGUGUGUAGUCCAAAACAAAUAAAGGGACACGAUAGUGGUUUGUAAGUGGAUUGUGGAAUAUAAAUGUUACAGAAAGAGUUCUUCUGUAUAUUUGCAUCCUCUCACCUUACAUGGGCGGAUCAUUUCUGUAUUUCUGUGUCGUCACGGUACAGUGUGUGUGUACAAUAUUUCAGCAUGGUCUGCACCCGUAUGAGGUUCAUUUUGUCCGACUUGAGUCUAGCCUGGAGACCUGCAAUAUCUGAGCACGCGCUCGGAGGGAAACCGCUCCCCGCAAGAAUCACUGGAGAGGCUAUUGACAAGCAAUUUUAGGUUUUAUUGCACCAUAAUAGCAAGCUAGUUCCACAACACAACAUGCUGAAGACAAAAGCAAUUGUAAAAUCACCCUAAAUACAACAAAUGUGGAUCGUUCAAUAUUGCUCUCAUAUUUGUAAGUAACUUCAUAUUGCAGGGUUCAAGGCUAGCCAAACACUGAAGAACACGUGUCGUUGCAAGAGACGAGGACAGAGCAACAGCUUGUUUUUUGGUUUUGUUUUUAUCAUCUCUUUGAAAUAAAUGUAAAACUUUCACACUCCUAUAUCCGCACAACCUGAGGAGAAUCACCUCUGCCUCCUCUCGCUCCACUUCCCAUUCAGCUUGCCUGGUUGAUAAGACAAAUGUUAAUUUUUUUACUUUUUAAAAAAUGUUGCAGAAAAGCGAUGCAGCAAGAUGUUUUCAUGAUGUAUGCUAGGAAGUGAGUUCAGAUAAUGAUUCAAAUAAUAAAAAAAAAAAACAUCUUUUGGAACAGCA